Messenger RNA from Sphaerodactylus townsendi, 971 nucleotides. Its product is annotated as transcription factor Sp1-like. Bases 1 to 546 code for a protein of 181 amino acids. Gene Ontology annotation, biological process: regulation of transcription by RNA polymerase II. Gene Ontology annotation, molecular function: DNA-binding transcription factor activity, RNA polymerase II-specific; RNA polymerase II cis-regulatory region sequence-specific DNA binding. The record is from RefSeq and is a predicted model, not a curated record. Lineage: Eukaryota; Metazoa; Chordata; Lepidosauria; Squamata; Sphaerodactylidae. The transcript has 3 exons.
AUGAAGCACAAGCUGCUCAACUGCACCAUGCAUUGGAGCUCUGGGGACCCAGGCAAAAAGAAACAGCACAUCUGUCACAUGCCAGGCUGCGGGAAAGUGUACGGGAAGACAUCUCACUUGCGAGCUCACCUUCGGUGGCAUACUGGGGAGCGGCCCUUUGUGUGCAGUUGGAUGUAUUGUGGCAAGCGCUUCACACGCAGCGAUGAGUUGCAGCGACACAAACGAACACACACAGGAGAGAAGAAAUUUGCCUGCCCAGAGUGUCCCAAGCGCUUCAUGAGGAGCGACCACCUCUCCAAGCACAUCAAGACCCACCAAAACAAGAAGGGAGUCGCCCCCAACAGUAUGCCAAUGGACGUCUCCAUGGAUCCAGGCAUUUCUGCGGAGGGCGCUGCCGGGGCCACGCCGUCCGCCCUCAUCGCGACCAACAUGGUAGCCAUGGAGGCAAUCUGCCCCGAAGGCAUCGCGCGCCUGGCCAGCAGCGGCAUUAACGUCAUGCAAGUGGCAGAUCUUCAGUCCAUCAACAUCAGCGGCAAUGGAUUCUGAGGCCGCGCCACCUGCCCCACGGAGGCGUUGUGCGAACGCAGGAUUCUCAAGGUAGCAAUGGGUCCAAGAGAUCAGGUCUUCUCAUUGCGCAAGUGAUGGAGGACCGGGGACUCAGCUGCUCCGCCAGCCCUCCAAAAUCCCAAUUUGGUCUCCCAGGAACGCUGCGUGCAGAAUACGGCCUGCUGCUGUUGAGGGUGGCCCUCAGAUGCCUGGUGUUCUUUACCUGGGGAAAUGAGGACAGGCCAGAGUUCUUUGACUUAUUUGUAUUGUUCUCCCCUUCCCCUCCCCCCCUUUAUAAAAGUCUAUUCACCCUCACUGUUAGGUACCCCAGAUACCAUCAUGCCUUGGUCCUAAAUGUAUAUGAUCACUGAAAUACUUUUUAGCAGAAACAAAUUCUAUAUUAUUAUUAUUAUUAUUAUUAUUAU